CAGCUGGUCAUGGAAGACGAUAUAGGGAUUAUAGUGGACCUGACGAAGAGACCUGACUACUUGGAGCAUAUCGGCGCUGAGCUGCAGAAGGCUGAGAAAGAAAGGGAUAAAGGUAACACCAAAAGCGAAGCCCUGUAUCUGUUGGGACUGGCGCUGUACUACGCCGAGAAGGGAAAAGGAAUACUUUGGUUGGCUGAGAAAUUCUUCAUGGCGUCUAUCGCUGUGGCCAGCCAAUAUCUGGUGGAUGGUGGGCGGCAGAAAGGGUGCUGCAAGUACCAUUAUGCGAAGUUUUUGCUUGACAAAUUUCCAGGAGUUGAUCAAGAUGAGCCUUUUCAAAUUCUGACUCAAGUUCGAGAUUCUGCUAUUGGAAAGCCAUGGCUCCUGUACGAGCCUGUAGAAGGGGAUCAGGGAGAGCAGUCAACUGAGACACUGUUUAAAGCGACGGCACUUCAACUGCACAGAGUUCUUAUGAGCCAAGCGAGGACUAUUCGCAAGCAAGACCCCAGCAAGGCGGAACGGUUGUCCCGUUUGGCUGAAAGGCGCGCUGUAGAUGCCGAAGAAACCGUCAAAACCGCCGACGCGAUCAUCGAAAUCGGGAUCUGUCAGCUGGCGAUCAACAACCUGAACAACGCGCAGAAGACCUUCGACCGCGCGUUCAAGAUUCACAGCGAGAGCAAGAACAUAACGGGCAUAUGCGACUGCAAAAUGCAUAUGGCGGCUGUCAUGCAAAAAUUAGGGGACCACGAGGCGGCAGCCAAGUUGCUAACAGAGAUGGGUGGCAUGGCGAUGGAGCACGGCCUGCGACUGCAACUGGGCCGCGCGCUGCAUCUCAUCGGAGAGUUGCAUCUCAGACGAGAGCGUCCUGAACUCGGCACCCAGCACUUGAAGGAGGCUUUGCUUGCUUCAUGGGGUUUAAUUGGCAGUAUCCCGGUGCACAGCCCUCCCUGGAUAUGGCCACGCUUGGAAGUGAAUUAGGUAUCGUUUUUGAGAACAAAACGGAGAUUUAUGAAGAGGAAGCGGAACAGUCUCGGCUAAUGAUGGCGAUAUCUUCAGGACAAGAGAAGAUGGCGUCAUUCUUCGGCAUGCUAAAAGAGGCCAAGGACUGUACGAUAGCUAAGAUGAAAAUCAUUGAAUGGAAGCUGUCUCUCUCUCCCUGGUGGAUGAAGAGGACGCACCACAACUUCUUGCCCUGCCCGUGCCCGCAGCAUCACCGGACGCCAUUGGAUGUCUUAAAAACCAAACUGGAGUUUGAGAAAAACAAAUGGAGAUCCAGUCAAGAGAGGACAAUCUA
Messenger RNA from Leguminivora glycinivorella, 1291 nucleotides. RefSeq lists its product as uncharacterized. Gene Ontology annotation, molecular function: protein binding. The record is from RefSeq and is a predicted model, not a curated record. The transcript has 9 exons. The coding region runs from base 10 to 975 and encodes 321 amino acids. Lineage: Eukaryota; Metazoa; Arthropoda; Insecta; Lepidoptera; Tortricidae.